UAGGCAAAGGCCUGUGUAUGAUGAUUUGCCCUUGCGAAAGUCUACGAUGCGAGAGUUGGGAGUGGAAGGGUGAACCUCUCGAAUGCGUCGUGAGCGGAAGGUCGAGCCUACACGCUGGAAUGGUUGGAGAAGCUCCCUCGUCCCCCCACGGUCCCUCAGACGCUGAACUCAAGCUUGGUGAUGGGGAGGAUGGAGGGAUGGGAACCGGUGAAGGGGCAUACGAACUAGAACUAGGCGGGACAGUCGGUAACAAAAGAGGUGAGAGCAGUGAAUGACUGGAGUGGCGCGACGAUGAUCGGGAACUCGAGCUCGAUGAUGCCCAUUCUAAUUCUUGCUGGCUGACCCUGUCACUGGGAGGUGGGAGCCUUUGGUAUCUGCAUAGCUCCUCCUCCGCAUCUGUAACAAUAUCGUAACUCGAGGAGGGUCGUGGAGAAGGUGGAAGUGAUCCAUAAUCCGAAGAUUGGCAAGAUGACGAUGAGGACGCCAUGUCGAUAGCGAAUGGUGAUAUGUCGUCCACAUGCUC
Messenger RNA from Serpula lacrymans var. lacrymans S7.9, 523 nucleotides. RefSeq lists its product as uncharacterized. The transcript has 2 exons. The annotation marks the transcript as partial. Lineage: Eukaryota; Fungi; Basidiomycota; Agaricomycetes; Boletales; Serpulaceae. The record is from RefSeq and is a predicted model, not a curated record.